AGCAUAAAACACUUGUAAUAAAUAAGAUAUUUAUGCAGCAGGAAGCCGUUGCUAACAGCUACUAAACGCGGAGUGCAGAGUAAUCUCUCUUGUUUGUGUUUUUUCAUCUUUGGUCGCAUGCUACUUUACGUUAGCACAGCAGAUCCAUUUGAGAGGAGAGCAGUCAAAUUAUGGAGUAAAGUAGAAUCAUUGACGCUACUUUUAACCUGUAAGAUUCACAAGACAACCUUUGAGAUUACGUCCUGCUAACAACUCAUAUUUUGUGGCGUUAUUGUUGCUCAGUGGCAAACUGUAGCUUGUAUUAUUACAGUUAGGUUAGCUAGUAACGACACAGUGAGCUAUGUUUACAGAGCUCAACAGCAUCCUGAACACCACUCCGGACAGCUUCACACAGGGGGAGUUUGUUUUGCUCUCAGACAGACAGAGUGAUGCCUCUUUCCUCAUCCACCACUUCCUCUCUUUGUACCUACGAGCACGCUGCAGAGUGUGGUUUCUGGGUCUGGUGCAGUCCUUCAAUCAUUACAGUGCAAUCAGUCAGAGACUGGGUGUAAGCCUUGCACAAGCAAAGGAAAAGGGUCAGCUGGUUUUCCUGGAGGGACUGAAUGAGUCACUGUCUGUCUUAAUUCCUAAAGAAACUGACACAGAAAAUCAAGCCAUGGACUUCAUCAGGGAUCCUGCUGUUGGUCUGAAGGGUCUGUACGAGCUUGUCCGGUCAGGUGUGAUAAGUUGUGGUGGCGGAGAAGAGGAGGCAGAUGGUGCGGAGAAGUGGGGACCCCCGGUGCUGCUGGUUGAUGACAUCAGUGUGCUGCUGAGUCUUGGGGUGAGCGUUGGAGCCGUUCUGGACUUCAGCCACUACUGCCGAGCCACCAUCUGCACCCAGCUGCAGGGCAAUGUGGUCAUGCUGGUACGCUGUGAUGGAGAAGAAGAAGAGGAGGAUGAUGGAGAUGAUGAAGGCUCAGAGAGACUUCUGAAGGGCCUGACCCACCAGUGUAGCCUCACUCUUCAUGUACAGGGUCUCCCCACUGGCUACUGCAGGGACAUACAUGGGCAGGUGGAAGUGUGUUGGAGGAGGAGACAAGGUGAUGGACAUCACACACAGAAGAAACUCUUUCAGUACAAGGUCCAUGAUAAAGGAGCCUCCUUCUUUGCUCCUGGGACGUCCAGCGCUGUUCUCUAGCUCUACAUUUCAACAUCUUGUUUGCCUUUUGUCCCUUUUAAACUGACUGGUGUAAUUUAAUAUUACCACACAAUACAGAUGUUGGAUGUUGAGCUGCCAAAGCGGUUGGUGAGCUGGACAAAUUUAGUAGGCACAGCCAGGCUUUACAUUGGGAAGCUUGCUAGUACCGCCAAGCCAGCCUAGAGCCCAGACCGUCUGGAGGAAGGACGAUGUGUCAGCUGAUUAUCUGGCUCCAGACCUCUGAAUUGCUGACCACUUCUGAGAUGUUUUUUUUUAGGUUUUUAAAAAAGUGAGGAGGAAAGAAAAACUGGUAUGAACUUAGACUCAUGCUAUAUUAUGUCAAUAUUCAAUAAAAGUUGAAUGAGUGUUUGUGUGAUGACAUGCAAUGUGUGCUAUGAAUGCAGACUGUUUUGUGAUGGUGAGUGGACAUUAUGGACCGAUUGUAAUACUGUACACCAACAAAGAAAAUACAUUGGUCAAAGGGACUGCUGAUGUUAGGCCAAUGAAUAAAUAAGCUGUUUCUUUCCA
Messenger RNA from Centropristis striata (black sea bass), 1705 nucleotides. RefSeq names its product elongator acetyltransferase complex subunit 6 (gene elp6). The transcript is spliced from 7 exons. NCBI's taxonomy places the organism in Eukaryota, Metazoa, Chordata, Actinopteri, Perciformes, Serranidae. Gene Ontology annotation, biological process: tRNA wobble uridine modification. The coding region runs from base 341 to 1177 and encodes 278 amino acids. The record is from RefSeq and is a predicted model, not a curated record. Gene Ontology annotation, cellular component: elongator holoenzyme complex.